Messenger RNA from Pyrgilauda ruficollis (rufous-necked snowfinch), 2214 nucleotides. It is a transcript of the gene ZNF467, whose product is annotated as zinc finger protein 467. Gene Ontology annotation, molecular function: RNA polymerase II cis-regulatory region sequence-specific DNA binding; DNA-binding transcription factor activity. Gene Ontology annotation, biological process: regulation of transcription by RNA polymerase II. The transcript is spliced from 4 exons. Lineage: Eukaryota; Metazoa; Chordata; Aves; Passeriformes; Passeridae. Bases 349 to 2073 code for a protein of 574 amino acids. Gene Ontology annotation, cellular component: nucleus. The record is from RefSeq and is a predicted model, not a curated record.
UGGGGUGGCCGUGAGCUCCGGGGGGACCAGGACGGGGACGCCACUCCACGGGAACCCCGCGGAACACCCCCGAGCCCCGCGGAAUCCCACGAGACCCCCCCCCGGAUUCCUGCGAACCCCGCCUGACCCCCCUGAACCCGCCUGGAUUGCCCCCGAACCCCUCCAGACCCCCCCGGACCCACCAGGCAGGAGAGUGUCCACCCCCACCGUGCCCUGGGGACGUGCCCGGGGGUCCUGGGGAUCCUGAAGCCCCCGGGCGUGCAGGGGUUCCCCGGCUCGGGUCUGGGGACGCUCACCCCGUGCCCCCCCACCGCAGGUGCCCCCGUGGCCCGGACGGAGCCGGAGGAGAUGGAAGCACCGGCAUGCACCGGCUCAGAGUGGCUGGUGGUCCCCAAGGCAGAGGUGACCCCCGAGGAUGACAGGGAUGAUCCAGGGGACCCAGGGCUCCACGACUCAGGGCAGUGGCUGGUGCGGAAGGUGAAGGUGGAGGAGGAGGAGGAUGAGGCCGAGGCCCCGCAGCCCCUGCCCGGCGCCUUCCCCCCCGGCCCCGCCGGGAGCUGCGCCGGCGCCUGCAAGGCGGAGGAGCCGUGCCCGGAGGACCUGGGCUACGGGGUGCUGCCGGCCUGGGGGCCCGGGCCGCGCCUGGACGCCAUCGGGAUCGGCUUCGGGGCGGGCACCGGCACCGGCACGGGCGCGGGGAUGAGCCCCGGCCCCGGCGGCUGCGGGCGCUGCUCGCAGCCCGGCCCGCGGCCGUUCUGCUGCCCGCAGUGCGGGAAGGCCUUCGGGAAGAAGGCGCACCUGACGCGGCACCUGCGGGUGCACACGGGCGAGCGGCCCUUCCCGUGCCCGCACUGCGGCCGCCGCUUCCGCCAGCGCAUCCACCUGCGCUCGCACCUGCGCACGCACACCGGCGAGCGGCCCUACCCCUGCCCGCGCUGCGCCCGCCGCUUCCGCAAGAAAACGCACCUGGACCGGCACCUGCGCACGCACACCGGCGAGCGCCCGCACCCCUGCCCGCGCUGCGCCCGCCGCUUCGCCCACCGCCAGCACCUCCUGCGGCACCUGCGCCUGCACGGGGACCCGGCCCCGGGACACGGGCAGCGCGACGGGCACGGGGAUGGGCACGGCCCCGCCGAGGAGAAGCCGCUGCCGUGCCCGGGCUGUGAGAUGAGCCUCACCUGGAAGCAGAACCCGGCGCCGCAGCUGGGGCUGCACGCGGGACCCGUGCCGGGAGCUGGGAAUGGACACCUGGACGAGCAGCGGGACGGGGACAGGGACAGGGACGGCCCCGCCGAGGAGCAGCUGCUCAUUUGCCCCCAGUGCGGCACGGGCAUCGCCUGGAAGCAGAACUCGUCGUCGCACCUGUGGCAGCAGCUGGAGAGCCAAGCCCUCGGCUGUGCCCAGCACCCCCUGCAGCCCCCGCAGCAGCCCGGAGCCCAGGACCCCCCGCACCCCCCGCAGGUGCCCACGGCCGAGCCCCCCUUCGUGCAGGACCCCCAGCUCCUGUCGCAGGUGCCCAGUGCCAACUGCAGCCGCGGCUGCGCCCAGGACCCCCCGCCCCUCCUGCAGCCCCCGCAAGUGCCCGGCGCCCAGGACCACCAGCAGCGGCCGCAGGUGCCCGGUGCCAAAAGCGGCCAGGGCUGUGCCCAGGACCCUCAGGACCCCCCGCAGGCGCCCCCCGCCCAGCGCCCCUUCACCUGCCCACAGUGCGGGCGCGGCUUCGGGCGCAAGGCGCACCUGGCGCGGCACCUGCUGGUGCACUCGGGCACCCGGCCCCACGCCUGUGCCCGCUGCGGCCGCCGCUUCAGCUCCAAGACCAACCUGGGCCGGCACCAGGCCGUGCACACGGGGCUGCGGCCCCACCACUGCGCCCGCUGCGGCCGGGGCUUCACCCGCAAAACGCACCUGGAGCGCCACGAGCGCACCCACGGCACCGGCAUGGGCACGGGGGCGGGCACGGGGGCGGGCACGGCCACCACCGGGGCGGGGAUGGGCACAGCCACCGCUGCCACUGGCACCGGUGUCACGGGGUCCCAGCUGAGCUGGCCAGAGCCCCCCACCCUGUGCCCCUGAGCCCCGGAGGUGCCAGGGGCUGCGGUGGAUGCCGGUGGUGAAUCCUUGGCACUGGCGUGUCAGGAGGUGCUGGGAGGUGCCACGGGCCCUGAUGGCUGCCGGUGGUGGGUCCUGGCACUGGGAUGUGCCAGGGGACCGGUG